AUGGCACACUAUUCACUACCGCCAGUUGAGGAUAUGACGUUACGUGAAUGGAACAUGUGCACUUCGACGUUAGAGGAUACAGUAUCAUUUUGUCAGUCAGUUAAAUUGAUAUCGUACUGGCCAACUGCACCAUGUUCCAAUGGUCACAAUAAUUGGUAUAUGGGAAAAUGUUCGAAAAUCAUCGAUGGUUAUCACUGGCGUUGUCGUGUGAAAGAAUGUAGAUUAACACGUUCGAUCCGUGAUGGAACAUUCUUCGCCAACUCCAAAUUAGAAAUACAACAAGUAUUGGAUUUAAUGUUUUAUUGGUCUCAAGGAAUCGAUACCCAUGACUUUCUUCGUCGACAUUGCAAAUUUGCGAGUGAGUCUACUAUCGUUGACUGGAAAAAUUUCCUUCGUGAUAUCUGCGCUGAACAUUUUUUAAGGCAUCCCGGGAUUAUUGGUGGGGUUGGAAAUGUGGCUGAAAUCGACGAAAAUGCAUGGACAAAAAGAAAAUACAAUCGUGGACGCGUGGUAGGCAAUCAAUGGGUGUUUGGUGGAAUUGAUCGUGACACGAGGGAAUGUGUCGCUGUUACCGUCGAUCAGCGUGAUGCAAGAACUCUUCUGCCGGUCAUACAACAAUACGUUUUACCAGCUCAAAUGACAAAUGAUAGCAAAACGAAUUAUAUACCAAAUGAAAGCUCAUCGAAAAUGGGAUUGAUGAGUAUAAUUGAUAUUCCAUAUGAUGAUUAUUGGCUGUAG
Messenger RNA from Didymodactylos carnosus, 738 nucleotides. NCBI's taxonomy places the organism in Eukaryota, Metazoa, Rotifera, Eurotatoria, Philodinida, Philodinidae. The record is from the annotation of a GenBank genome assembly.